AGUAAAUGGUAAAGGACAUAAAGGUGGUAUCAAGUUUCUUAUUUUAGGAUUACAGCAAAAAUUUUUUCAUUCUGAUGGAAGAAGUCUUGCUCCACAUACAAAACAUGGUUGCCUCCAUUUAGAA
Dentiscutata erythropus is the source of this 124-nucleotide messenger RNA. NCBI's taxonomy places the organism in Eukaryota, Fungi, Glomeromycota, Glomeromycetes, Diversisporales, Gigasporaceae. The record is from the annotation of a GenBank genome assembly.